Molecule: messenger RNA, 3259 nt
Organism: Leucoraja erinaceus (little skate)
Lineage: Eukaryota; Metazoa; Chordata; Chondrichthyes; Rajiformes; Rajidae
Gene: aadac
Product: arylacetamide deacetylase
Exons: 5
Coding region: 686-1900 (404 amino acids)
Cellular component (GO): membrane
Molecular function (GO): carboxylic ester hydrolase activity
Source: RefSeq, a predicted model, not a curated record
CAGGAUACAGUUCGCUGAAAGUGGCGUGGUGAAAGUUGUGUCUAUCCCAGGUUUGUAGGUUAAUUGGCUUCAGUAAAAAAAUGUCAAUUGUCCCUAGUGUGUUGGGCAACGCUAGUGGCUGGUUCCCGUGCUGUAUCUUUAAAGUCUAAAGUCUAUAGUAAUCCCCUUCCAGCGGAUCAGUAAUUGGAAACAGGAACCAGGCAAGCAGUGAUUCGUGCAUGCACACAAGACUUCUGAACCUGUGGGGAGCGGUCUCGAGUGGCUGGGACUGGUCAAUAUUGAACGCCAUGUUCAAGUUAUUUCAAAGAGCCGCUGGCAUGAGCUGAACAAGGCGGCGGCGUGUGUUGUCCGCCGAAUGAGAUUACUGCUGCUGCUGCACCUUGAGGGGGGAGUUUUUCUUUGUGCAGAGUAGCACACAACUCUUAGCCACACAGUCAGUGUUCGCUCCUGGACUUUCAUCAAUGACUGAACGAUGCGAUCAGCUGAUAUCAAGAAGUGCUGUCACUUCUGCUCUGCAAAAUUAGAUCUCAAACUUUGUCGCUCCCGCGGCAGCUCAGUGGGACUGACUGAGGGAGUCCGGCUCGGUUGAUUUUUGAUCUUCUAAUCCUGGGGUUUGAAGGGGGUGAGGCACUUGUCUUCGGUCGAGAUCUUAACACCACCAGCGGCGCGGCAGCAGAAAGAGACCAUGGGAAUCAAGCUGGUGUCCUUCGCGGUGGCCAGUGUGCUCCUGGGUUACUAUGUUUACCUCCCUCUCCCCGAGGCAUUGGACGAGAGGUGGAAGAUCAUGGUGGUCGACGCCUGCUUCCGAAGUUUGGAGCACCUGGCUGAGCUGACUGAGUUCAUUGGGCUGAAGCACUACAUGGAGGUGAUGAUGCUGCUCACGGUGGCGGAGAUGGUGGGGCCCACGUCCGACGAAAAUGUCACCGUGGUGGACACAACCUUUAACGGGGUUGCCGUCCGCGUCUUUGAGCCGACCCGUCGGAAGCCAGGACUGCGGCGGGCGGUCAUUUAUAUGCACGGCGGUGGCUGGUGUUUGGGAAGUGCAAAAAUGCAACCCUACGAUGCCCUGUCAAGAAAGACUGCAACAGAACUGAAUGCAGUUAUUGUUUCUGUGGAAUAUCGGUUAGCACCGCAGCACCAUUUUCCCGAUCAGUUUAAUGAUGUCUAUGCCGUGGUGAAGUACUUUCUCCAGCGGGAGAUCUUGGCCCAAUACAUGGUGGAUUCCGGCAGGGUUGCUGUAGCUGGGGACAGCGCCGGAGGCAACCUCGCGGCAGCGGUGUCUCAACAGAUCCAGGAAGACCCUAAAGUUGAAGUUGCAAUCAAGAUCCAAGUGUUGGUGUACCCUGCAUUGCAGACAAUUGACUUCAACACUCCCUCCUACCAGCAAAACGGAAACAUGCCCAUCCUGCCCAAGACCCUCAUGGUCAGGUUUUGGAGUGAGUAUUUUAGCCGGGACAAGUUGCUCCUGAAGGACAUGACGGACAAUACCCACACCGGCCGUGAAGACAGAGAUUUUAACAGCCUGGUAAACUGGAGCAUUCUUCUGCCCGAGAAAUUCAGGAAGCAGUAUAAGUAUUCCCCGCCCGGCCAGGGGAACGAGGGCACCUCUUCCACCAGCGUUCCCGGGAUCUUCGACCCAAGGGCGGCCCCACUGCUGGCUCCAGACGAGAAGCUGAGGGCCCUGCCUCGGGCCUUCAUCAUGACGUGCGAGUUCGACGUGCUGAGGGACGAUGGGGUCAUGUACGCCACGAGACUGCGGGGAGCCGGGGUCCACGUCACCCUUGAGCACUUUGACGAUUGCUUCCACGGCGUGCUCAUGUUCAUCACCUGGCCAACCAACUUUGCCAUCGGUCAGAAGCUCUUGGGCCGUUAUAUAGACUGGUUGCAGGAGAAUUUGUAAAUUGGUUCACAAAAUAUUUCUCACCGGCCUUCCACUAUGUACCACACCUGUGGAUUAUAGUUCAUGUGUUCAUACGUUCAUAGGAGCAGAUUUAGGCCAUUCGGCCCAUCAAGUCUCCUCUGUCAUUCAAUCAUGGUCAGUCUAUCUUUCCCUCUCAAACUCAUUUUCCUGUCUUCUCCCCAUAACCCACGACACUCGUACUAAUCAAGAACCUGUCAAUUAAAAAUACCCAAUGACCUGGGCUCCACGGCCAUCUGAGGCAACAAAUUCCACUGGUUCGCCACCUUCUGACUAAAGAAAUUCCUCCUCUCCUUUCUGAAGGCACGUCCUUUUAUUCUGAGGGUAAGCAAUCAGCAAGUGAUUUUAUUUCCUAAUGAUCCACCUCCAUGAUUAUCUUUGUAUUUAACCUCUAGUUUUACUGUAGUGCUUUUGGUCAGGGAUUAUAAUCACUUGAAGUGACGGUUUUAAAGGAAAUUUACAGGGUACAGAACAGUGGGGGAGUUUGACCGCACAUGGCUUAGACAUUCACACCGGGUUUCUUGGCUUCUCCAAAAUCUUAUGAAUGGGCAGAGGCCAUUCUGCCCCUCAAGCCUGUUCCUUCAUUCAUUGGGAACAUAUGAACAUGAAGCAAUAGUUAGCUCAAGGCACCUCAAGCCUGUUGCCAUUCAAUGUGAUCGUGGUUGAUUAGCUUAGAGAUACAGUGUGGAAAUAGGCUCUUCAGCCCACCGAGACCAUUCGCACUAGUUCGCACCAAACCCACGCGGUCACGGGGAGAGUGUGCAAGCUCCGCACAGACAGCAACCCAGGUCAGGAUCAAACCUGGGUCUCUGGUGCUGUGGGACAGCAGCUCUACCUGCUGAGCCACUGUGCCACUCGAUGUUGGCCCUGAUUCCUCCUCUAUGCCAGUUCCCCAUAGCCCUCAACUCCUCAUCUUUGUCAACUCAGUUACCCGCCUUGGUUGAUUGUCCCUUAAUUCUUUAUUUGCCCAACAAACAUUUGUCAAACUCAGUCUUGAUAUUGUAAAAAGUAAUAUUCGGCAGAUACUGGAAGUUUGAGGUAAAACAGAAUGUUGGAAAUGCUCAGCAAGUCUGGCAGCAUCUGUGGAAAGAGGGCAGCAGAGUCAUCAUUUCAGAUUGGUACCUCGAUCAAAGGUCAUUUACCAGAACCAUUAAUUCACAUCUUUUCUACAUGGAUGCUGCCUGACCUCCCGAGUAUUUUCAAUAUUUUCCAUUUUACUCCAGGUUUCGAAGUUUUCAUUGAUACCUCGUUAACUGGAAGAGAAUUUCCUCAGCCUCAAGAAGUGUUUUCUCUUGAUAUCGUGACAAAAACUUUAAAUGGUCCCAUCUCCUUAUCCCCCCC